This is a messenger RNA of Caenorhabditis angaria, 6619 nucleotides long. The record is from the annotation of a GenBank genome assembly. Lineage: Eukaryota; Metazoa; Nematoda; Chromadorea; Rhabditida; Rhabditidae.
AUGCAAAGCGAAGAAAACGGCUUAUGUGUAUAUAUACAAUAUAUUGAAGAGAGUGUCAGACGAAAAACGCACAAUUUGCCGACGGCGAUGAGGAAAAGAUGGAGAGGAGUAACAACAGCAGCAAAAGGCCCAAUGAUUUCCGAUAAUCGCGCUGUCUGUUCACUCUAUUUGCUCAAUACACUAUUUCAUCGAAGAGCAUCUCCUGCGUCUCGCGUGUUUUUAUUCAAUUUGAAGAGAGUAAAAAGAAAGGGGGAAGAUGUGUCGUUUUUUUUGGAUGUGCUUCUUCUUCUUCUUUUUCUCUGCGAGGAGUGCGCGGGAAAAAUUGAGAAUGAUUAUAUGGAUGGAUAAAAUGAUAGAAAAAAAGAAGAUAAGAGUACUUGAUGAUAAUGAAAAGAAAUAUGAGAAUUGUGUAUAGAUUUUCAAGAAAUGAAAAUAUAUAUUGGGAGAUUAGAAGUUAUUAUAAACCAGAAAUGAGCACUUACAAUUAGGAUGUUCCAGAUUUAUAUGAGAACUGGGAAAACUUUUGGAACGAGGCAAAAAUCUACAAAAUUCAUCAGAAAAAUUUAGAUUUUGGGCAAUAAUAUCGGCUCCGACUUUGGAAAAAUGUUUCCUCAAGUGGAAAUUUUCCCAAUAUUUUUCCACAUAGAUAGACACAUAAUAUUUGACAUCGAAAUAUCAAUUCCAACACAGAUCUGAAUUCUUCCCAAUUUUCUAAAAACCCAGAAAAUUCUUGGUCUCGAAAAAUACGUAAAGAGUUUGAAAUAUCACCGAACUAUUUUCUCUUUAGAAAAAUUGAUAAUUAUUUAAUUUCGUCAGAAUUUCAUUAUUUUAUUUUCGAGACUAAUUGUAAAUACAGGGUUUUAUUAGAGUCGAAUUUCAAAAUACGAUGAAAAUUAUUGAUUCAGUGUCAGUUUUCUUCAUAGUUCUAUUCUCUUUAGAUUUUUAGUUCAUUCAUUUUUAUUCCUACUCCAUUAAAAUAUGAAUCCAAAUAAUUCCAUCAAAUGUAACCCAGGAAACAAAAACCGUUGAAUUCCACACAAAAAUGAUUUUCUCAAUAGAGCGCAUUUGCAUCAUUUGCUAUUUCACGUGUUAUUUUUCCAGUUACUUUCUUAGUUUUACUUAUCUAAUGAAACUCGGAAUUUUUGACUCGAUUAUUAUUGAUAAAAUGAAAUCUUAUUUAUAAUUACUAACCCUACUGUAGAUGAUUGGUGUUUGCACAAUUUUGCCCUGAGUACACAACUUUAUUUGUUUGUUUUUCCCGUUUUCCACAAUUCCUUUUUAGGAAAAAUCGUGGAAAUUUUCAGACUGGCGGUGCUUUUAGAAAAUAGAAACAAAGUUUAGGUGAGUUAUAAUUUCAAUUUAGAAAAAAAGAGAAAUAUCGAUCAGGUUACGAAAAAUGUAAACAAAUAAUAAUAUAGCAGCAUAUAUGAAUAGAAAUACAUUAGAAUUUUUUUGUAUUUUUAUUCAUGCUUUAGAUUGCACUAUACAUAUUUUGAUUGUGGGAAAAUAUAGAUAUGAUUGUCCAAAAAAAUAGGGGGAAAUUUAUUCUGAUCGAAAAUUUAACAAAAAAAAAAUAGGGGGGAUAUAUCAAAUAAUGAUAUUAUUAAAAAUGUGUUUUUUUUCAGCAAUGACAUUUUAUUCCCAAAGAGGAGGAUGUUAUGUUGAAGGACGAGAUUUGAAAGUUGAUGAAGUUAUGAGAGAAUGGCAGAAUAAAUAUUGCACAUUUGAUGAUGUUAAAAUAUGUGUGAGCACAUUUAAUGUAAAUGGAAAAAGUCCGCCAUCGAUUAUUCCAACUUGGUUUAGUUCAGAACCUAAUGAUAUUUGUGAUUUUUAUGCAAUUGGAUUACAAGAAAUGGAUCUUUCUGUUGGAACUUAUAUUAUUGAUAAUACAAAGAAAAUGGAUGAAUGGAUUGAUACAAUUAAAUCGAGUUUGCCUGGUGGAAGAAGUCAAUAUCAUGUUGUGAGUUCAAAUAUUUUCUUUGACUUAUUAAUUCAUAAUUAAUUGGAAUAAUAGAACAAUGAAAAUACGAUAAUUAUGAGAAAAAGAAAAAAGGCAUUUAGCGGUGCCAAACUCAAAUUUUGAAAUGAAUCUCCUACUUAAAAUUUUCGAAAUAAAAAUAAUAUAAAAUACGUGAACGUGACCUUUCCAAUCUCAUUUUUAAACGUGGAUAAUUUUUCAUUUUUCAGAAGAAAACAUAAAAUGUUUGAUUCUCCAUCUAAAUUUUCCUCUAAUAUUAUUGUCCGUUUGGAAAUGAGAUUCACCCCGCGAAAAAAUAAAUUUGAAUUUGAGAAAAUCUCUAAUUUCCCCCUACCCCCGCGAUGCGUGUGCGUUGCGGUCGCUUUCCCAUACAAAACCCCCGUUGGCUGUUUGCCAGCGCACUCUCUCACUGUCUGCGUCUCCUGCAGCAAAUUCAAAUUUAUUUUUUCGCGGGGUGAAUCUCAUUUCCAAACGGACAAUAUAAUUUGCAGAUUACUUCGAUGAGACUUGUCGGAAUAUUUGUUAUUGUUUUACGUUCAUUGAAAGCUACAAAAUUCCAAGUUUCCCAAGUUUAUACGGAUUAUGUUGCAACUGGAAUAUCUGUUUUGAUGAACAAACUUGGAAAUAAGGUUGGUUUUGAAUUUUUAUCAAAUUUCAUUUUAUUUUUUCAAGGGAGGAACUGCAAUUUCUAUGAAAAUCAAUGAUACAUUUGUUUGUUUUGUUAAUUCACAUUUUGCUGCUGGAACAAGUGAAUUAGAAAGAAGAAAUCAAGAUUUUCGUGAUAUUUAUAAUCAAAUAACAUUCAAAGGUCCAAAAGUCUCAAUUUAUGAUCAUGAUGUUGUUUUUUGGUUUGGUGAUUUGAAUUAUCGCCUCAAUUCUGAUUCUGCUGGUUUAACUGGAGAUGAUGUUCGAAGAGUUGCAACUGGCGGACAAUUUGAUUCAUUAUUGAAAUUAUGUCAAUUAAAAGAACAAAUGCAAAUUAGUGAUAUUUUCAAAGGAUUCAAUGAACCAGAAGUUUUCAAAUUUCGACCAACUUAUAAAUAUGAUGUUGGAACAAGUAAUUGGGAUACAAGUGAAAAGGGAAGAGUUCCAGCAUGGACUGAUAGAAUAUUAACAUUUAAAAAGUAUCCAGCAAUUAAUUUAGAUUUGGUGUAAGUUUUGUUAUUUUCGAAACAUCUCGAAAAUGAAUAUUGAUUUAUAGAAAACCAAUGGAAAGUGUUGAAACAAUUUCAAUAUCUGAUCAUAAACCAGUUCGCGCACUUUUCAAAUUGAAUAUAAAAUCGAUUGAUGAGAAAAAAGCGAAUAAAUUAUAUGAAGAAGCAAUUCGAGAAGCUGAUAGAAGAGCAAAUGAUGAAUUACCACAAAUUCAAUUAAGUGUUACUGAAAUUGAUUUUGGAGAUGUCAAUUAUUUGGAUCCGCGUACCAAGUUUAUUACAGUACAAAAUACUGGAAAAUCUACUGUGAGUUUUUUGAAAAUUAUUAUAUUUGUAAUAAUAUAUUGUUGUUUGAAGGUUCGUUUUCAAUUUCGAAUUACACCCGCCGGCCAAACAAUAUGCGCAAAUUGGUUACAGGUAUAUCUAUUGUUUGAAGAUAACAUCUUUUUCAGUUUUUUUCUUAAUCUGAUCUUUUUGUUCUUUUAGGUUACACCAACCCAUUAUGAUAUACCCGAAGGAAAUUCAAUGCAGGUUAGUUUAUUCAUUUCAUUAGUUUUCAGCUGAGAACAAGGUUUUUUCAGAUUUCAAUUACUGUUUCGAUAAAUACAAAAACAGUUAGAGAUUUCAAUGGAAACAAUCCGGUUUUACAGGUUUGAUAUUUUAUUUUUAAGUUUUACAUAUUUUCAAUAUUUUUUAUCUCCAGGAUAUUCUUGUACUUCAUUUGCAAAACGGAAGAGAUUAUUUUAUACCAGUAGUUGCGAAAUACAAUAAAAAGUGAGUCAUUUUAUUGAUAAUUAACAACGAGUAGAAAUGAAUAUUUUCAGAGUAUUUGGAAACUCACUCGAUGAAUUGCUUCGAAACAAACCACAAAAAACGGAAAAUUUGAUAGAUUUUGUGAGUUUUCUUUAUUUUUAUUAAUAAAACAUUAUUGUUUAUUUUUAAGGGCGAUGAUAGUUUUGAUAGUUCGAUAGAUGAUUGUCCAAAAGAUGUUCCGAAAGAGGUGAGUAGAAUAAUUUUUUAAACGUAUACUUUCCAAUAUUCCUCUAAAAUACGACUUUCAGAUUUAUCGAUUAGUAAAUGCUCUUCGUCAUCGCGGACCAGGUCAAUUGAAUAUGUCCGAUCACUCAGAUAAUGCGAUUUUCACAAAAAUCAGAAUCGCGUUGGAAACUGGUGAACCCAGUGAUUUAUGUUAGUUUUAUUGAUAACCCAAAAAAAACUUCAUUAAUUCGAUUUUUCCAGCCAAUUUCGCUUCAUCUUUCAUGUUAUAUAGUGCACUUAUUAGAUUGUUAGACACACUUGAAGGUAUUUUUUAAAAAUUGAAAAGUUAUCAUAAAAUAAACAUACAAUUUUUUAGAUCCAAUUAUCCCGUCUGGAAUGGAAGGAAUGAUUCAUUAUGAAUUUAUAUCGCAUGCAAGAGAUGCUAGAGCGUAAGUUAUUUUAUCAAUCGAACAAUUUAAAUAUACAAAAAAAUUAAUUUCAGAUUAUGGAAAACUGCUGAAAGUUUUCUUCCGAAAGGGAAUCGAAGUGUUCUGGAAUUAGUUUGUCUUAUGUUGAGAGAAUUUAUUAGUCAAAACUAUUCAUUCCGAGGUUAGUUUUCAUUCUUCUUCUUCCCUCCCUCAGAAAUAUUUUAUUUUUUUCAAAAUUGGCAGAUCAAUUACCAUUAUGGUCUCAAAUAUUAUUCCGUUAUCCUCCACAAGUUGUCAAUCUUCAAACUUCUCUUGAUCCACGUGUUGUUGCACUUCAAACACUUUGUGAAUAUGGUCGAGAUGCUCUUGGAGUUUGAUUUUUUGUUUUCGAUAUAUUUAUGCAUAAGUCAAUUAUUACGGGUUCCUUUUUUAAAAAUUCUUUUGGCCAUUUUAAAUUGCCAUUAUUCAGUUUUCUAAUGCUUGUAUUUUGAAAUUACUUACGGUUUUUGGUCAGUUUUUAGUUGAUGAGUUAUUGUGAUAAAACUUAUUUAUUUGCGUUGUGUUUUCUUUUUAUUUUUCCAUGAUAAGCUGUUGAUCAUACAGUUUUUAUACUUUUAAAUUUUUCGAGUUAUUUGAAAAAAAAUUAUCCUUUGGUUUUACAGAUGUCUUGGCUUUUGAAAAAAGUGAAUGACGCGAAAAGUCAAAUACAACAAAGUUUCAAAGAAGCCACUGAAAAUGUUGACGCAGAUCCGAAAACAAAUAACAUUGAAGCAGAGGAAAAAACUGAUGAAUCAGCGGAAAAAUCAAAAACUUCGAUGGCUUCGAUUAUUGGAGGGUUGAAGAUUGGUGGAAAUGUUGCAUCUACAAAAUUAUUCGAAUAUGCUAAUUAUGGAACUGAAAAAUUGAAAGAAGUCAAGCAAGCUGUUAUUGAAAAUGUAAGAUUUUCAAAACUUGAAUGCAAAAAAAAAUCUAAUUCUAGACAUUGAUUGGUGAUUUGAACAAAGAGCAAAAUGAAUUCGAAAAACAAUUGAAAGAUGAAAAGGAGAAAGAUAAUGAGUAUGAAUUGCCUUGGAAUGGAUUACCCGAUGAAGUUUCAGCUAAAAAACAGAUAAUGAAUUUAUCAAUGGAUACACGUAAUUUUCUACGAGAUUCUCCAGCAAAUAGUGAAUAUACUUAUGAUCAACAACAAGCAAUGGCUGCUAUUUUGAUAAAAGAAGAUCCAAAUUUGGCGAAAGUUCGAUUCCAACUUGUACCAAAACAGUUAGUUGUUUUUAUUCUUGAAAAUCUCAAAAGUUUCUGAGUGUUUCGUUUUUCAGAAUCAAAGAAAACAAGUUUUGGCAAAACUAUUUUUAUCGCGUUGGUUUGAUAAGACAAAGUAUUUUGGCACAAAAAGAUCGACAAACUCCUGAACCUUCAGUUUCUGGAAAUGAAAAAGAAGAAAAAGAGAAAAUUGAGGAAAACGCUAUUGUUGAACAACCGAAGGAAAAUGUUGAAGGUUGGUUUUUUGUUAGCGAAAAGUUUUGAUUUAGGGGAAAAUAAGGUUGAAAGUCUUUCCAAUACUAAAAAAGGCAAACUUUGAAACUAUAUUUUUUUUGGAAUUUAGUUGAAGACUACUCUUCAAAAAACAACCGAUAACAAUACAACAAGAACUAGAAAUGACGAAAUAUUGAUUGUUUAUUUUUUCAAUUGAAUUUUUUUGUUCAUUUUUACAUAUAAAAAUAAAAAGUGUUUUACUUCAAAUAAGUUUAAAGAAAUUUCAGCCGCUAAAAAUACGAAUGCUGAAGAUACACAGGAAGAAAAUAAGAAAGAUGAUGAAAAAGAGACAGAUGUAGAUCAAAAUCCAAUCACAACAGAACAACCAACCGGAGGAACUGAAAAUACAAUCACAAGUGCAGGUAGGUUUUGAAUAAACUCUUAUUGUUUUUCAGAAUUCCCAAAAAUCAAUUAUGUUUUCAGAUGAAGAAUGGGAAAAAGAAAUUCUCGCGGAUCUGAAUGAUUAUGAAGAUGUUGUUGAGAAAACUGGCGGAAAAGAUGACGAUGCAUGGGAAGCUGAAAUUCAAGAACUUUUGUUAUCCGAAUAA